This is a messenger RNA of Rhodofomes roseus, 850 nucleotides long. Its product is annotated as Cerato-platanin. The record is from RefSeq and is a predicted model, not a curated record. The coding region runs from base 152 to 583 and encodes 143 amino acids. The transcript is spliced from 2 exons. NCBI's taxonomy places the organism in Eukaryota, Fungi, Basidiomycota, Agaricomycetes, Polyporales, Fomitopsidaceae.
UGACCUCACGUUGCCCGUCCCGCCCAUGCUGCCUGCUGAGUAUAUAAGUCCCCGUUCUGUUCUUCGGUUCUUCAGUUCGUCGCCUCUCAACUCGACUUGAACGCAUCCGACGUUUAUCUUCUCAUCCUCGACUUUUCUUACGCCCUCCACCAUGCGCUUCACCUCCGCUCUCGCCGCCGUCGCCCUCCUCUUCGCGCCCGCCGCGCUCGCGCAGGACUCCGUCACGGUCGCGUACGACGAGAACUACGACAACUCGGGCCAGUCGCUCUCCACCGUCUCGUGUUCCGACGGCACCUACGGCCUCGAGACCAAGGGCUACACCACGUUCGGCUCGCUCCCCGACUUCCCCAACAUCGGUGCGGCCGCGGCCAUCAGCGGCUGGGGCUCCGCGGAGUGCGGAACCUGCUGGGAGCUCUCGUACAACGGCAACUCGAUCUACGUGCUCGCGAUCGACCACGCCGGCGACGGCUUCAACAUCGCGCUGGAGGCUUUGAACACGCUCACCAACGGCCAGGCCGUCAACCUGGGUCGCAUCACUGCAACCGCUACCCAGGUCGAUGCCUCUAACUGCGGUAUCCCCUAAGCGCGUUCAUGCAUGGAAAAACGUUACGAUGGAAUGACUUGAUUCAACGGACAAUGGACGAUGUUACGGACUCUAUGCAAUGACUCCUACGUUUCGCUUAGUUCGCGCAUCAUGGACUUCAUUGCAGUGUUUUCGGAUUUGGGUUGAUGUUCACGAAUGGACUAUGUUUUGGCUCUCGCUAUCUACAACACGUGAUGAAUGUUUGCGUCCAGCCUGAGGUAAGUAUGUCUUAUGUGUGCAAGUGGCUGAGAACAGUAGGUCAUGCGU